Penicillium egyptiacum is the source of this 1158-nucleotide messenger RNA. The record is from the annotation of a GenBank genome assembly. NCBI's taxonomy places the organism in Eukaryota, Fungi, Ascomycota, Eurotiomycetes, Eurotiales, Aspergillaceae.
AUGGCUACCCCACACGGUCACUGUGACCCCGCAUUCAACCGCGUGCGUGAUCUUCUCCAAGAAAAACUGACUUCGGGAGAAGAACUCGGUGCCUCAAUUUGUGUCAACAUCGACGGAAAGAACGUCCUCGAUAUCUGGGGCGGUCAUGCAGACGCCACCAAGUCACGCUCAUGGGAAAAGGACACCCUGAUCGUCGUCUUCUCAUCUACCAAGGUAGUCACUGCCCUGGCAGCGCUGAUCCUCGUUGAUCGCGGCCUGCUAGACGUCGAAGAGAAAGUGUCCAAGUACUGGCCGGAGUUCGCAGCUAACGGCAAAGAAGACACGAGAGUGUGGCACAUUCUCAGCCACGCCUCUGGUCUGCCGCACUGGGACGAGCGCAUUUCCAUGGAAACCAUUUACGACACAAAGGCUUCGACUGACCUGCUCGCUGCGCAGGCUCCGUGGUUCAAGGCCGGGGAGUCGUCUGCCUAUCAGCUCGUUGACCAUGGUCAUUUGAUCGGCGAGAUCGUACGACGCAUUAGCGGCAAGUCAUUGAAGCAGUUCAUUGCCGAUGAGAUCGCGGGCCCGUUGGGCGCGGACUUUAGUCUCGGUGUGGCCGAAAAGGACUGGGCUCGUACGGCGGAUAUUGUUCCUGCUCAUCCUGCGCCUAUGCCAGAGAUGGACCCGAAAAGCGUUGUGGGCAAAGCCUUUGGCAAUCUUACGCUGAAGGCUGAGGAUGCCCAGACCCCUGCGUAUAGAGGGGCUGAGAUUGGUGCCGUCAAUGGGUUUGCAAAUGCGCGUUCUCUGGCUCGCAUUGGGUCGAUGGUGUCCCUGAAAGGGACUGUUGAUGGGAAGCAGUAUCUUAAGCUAAAGACUGUCGACCAGAUGAUACAGGAACGGAUUAGUGGUGUCGAUCUGGUGUUGUUCAUGAACGUGAGAUUCGCCCUUGGAGUCGCCCUGCCGGUGCCGGAGGCUAUCACCUUUGUCCCCGACGGAAAUAUUUGCUUCUGGGGAGGUUGGGGCGGAUCUAUGCUGAUCAUGGAUCUGGAUCGCCGAAUGACUAUUGCUUAUGCCAUGAACAAAAUGGGGGCAGGGAUCUUAGGAAAUGAAAACUCCAAGGCUUACGUCAAUGCGAUUUAUGAGAUUAUGGCAGACAAGAAGCCGUCUGUAUCCCUGUGA